CCUCCUACUACAAAAUAAUGUUGGAGACGUUAAUGCUAACGGCAGUGCUAGCUAGCUAUUUGCUGGCUACUAGCCUUGCCUCCUGUUUUUCAAUCAGGAGCCCGGUCCUGUCCCGUCUGCCAAGCAACCAUCCUAAAGCUGCCAUUUCUCAAAGAUAAGUACAUGUAUAUUACAGUAGGGCUAUUUUCAAGUCAUAUGUACUGGAGGCCACAUUUUUCACUCAGUUAAGGUUGCUAGGGGGACUCCCUUCACUAUUCUCAUUGUUUUGUGCAUCAUGUCAACUUAAGGCUCUGUCAUACCUUAAACAUUUGACGUGCUGUUUUUAAGUCCCAAUCGCAAAAACACCAGUGAAAGAUCCUCUACCUGUAUAUGACAGGAUUGCUUGCUGAUUUGAUGGCAGUGUUGGCUUACCUCCCAUCCUUCUCCCUCUACAACCAAAUGCCCUCUAAUUGCUUUGAUUGAUGAAAUGGGUGUUUUCCUGCACCGAAAGCGCAGUUGACUAGCAUGCGUUAAAGUACUGUCACUUUUUUGAGUUUGUUUUUUUUAUGUACACCUCAUCAGAGAGUGCAAAAAAAAACAGUUUUAUUGGAAGUGUCAUCUAACUAUGAUGUUUUAUUAUAAAUGCCGCUUGUAGACUGUUCAUGUGUGUCUAAUGUUGUGUAUUCCUGCAGCAUUGUCGGGUAUGGACCAGAGGCGGGUACAUACUGAGACACUCGCCAAUAUAGUCUAGUCUUUAGCCUGCUGCUCAGACUCAUCCAGUGGCUUCAUCACUUUUUAUAGGUGUGUCUGGGAGAGGUCCUGUUCAUUGUUUGCCCCCAGCUCUUCCUUAGAGGAGGAGGAGGAGGAGGAAGGAACAGAUAAAUCGAAUUCUGUUUUUCAUCACCCCGACUUCAUUCUUCACAGCCCCUUUUUGAUGAGACAGGGGAGCAAACGUGGGUGGAGUUUGGAGAUUUACAGCUGACAAAUUGUGCCGGCUACUAAAGCCAAGGGCCGCCACUAAUGAACAGCCGCUGCAAUCACGCAGUUUGUAGGGUGGAGGGGGGGUACGGUGUGCAAGGGAGCCCAUCGAUCCAGUGUCAGCCUUGGGGUGGUGUAAAAUUGUAUUCUGACCCUGUCACGUCAGAGGGCAUUCAGCAUCGUGGUAUAUUAUAUUUUUUCCUUCUUAUGCCACAAGGAGACGGGACGUGUGUGCAAACAGGCAACAAAAGCCCUUCCUGCACGGUGUGAAUAAAUGCUGUCACCCCAAACACCACGCCAUUAUUUCCCCCCUUUCUUUUUGUACCCCCAUGGGUAUUGGCGUGCAGCCGCCGGCCACAGCUGUUGCCUGGUGGCAAUGCACACUGCAGCAGGUUGUCAUCAGCCUGCUAGCAUCCUCAUGGAAGAGAGGAGAUGAGCGGCGUAAUUAGCGGAGAAUGAGGCCAGCAGCAAGCCAAGUGGUCCUCUGGGAGGACCCCCCCCCCCACUCCCGCCUCCUGCCGGGUCUCAGGGGACCUUGAGACGUGUGGCUAAUCCACAGGGAGCUACCUGUUGGACUGACUGCUAGGGUGUUAACAGAGAACAGCUUCUGGGUUUAACUGAGCGUGACCUAGACGUUGCACAGAAGACAUUUUCCAGGAAAAUGCUAGUUAGUGGAGAAUAACAAUGAUCGCUGGUCAUUUUAUUACUGUAGCGAACAUCUACACACCAAGGAAACGUUAAUGACGGUCGUGUAAUCCUUUCUAAAUGUAUUCCAUUCACAUUACCCACAGGCAAGCCUUAUUAGGAGACUGAUUUAUUCAAUUAAAUCUUCUGUAAGUAAACGCUAGUGGUGGAAAAAAUCAAUAUUAAUGCAUGAGCGAGGUAUGUUUUUUCUUUUAAUGAGAUUUUAUGAGCAAGUAGAUAUAUCGGUCCUUGUUAUAAAAUAGCUGGCCUAUGCGUCGUUAAUCAACACUACAAUUAAGUAAUUCAUGCAACCAAGUUGGAAAGACGUUGUGCAUUUGUAAAGAGAUAGCAGCAUUGUAAUUAGUGGCAUUCACCACCUGAGAGUAGAGCAGGCAGGCACCUACAAUGUUAACACGUACACUUUUGCAGUAAUAUUAAAUAUUGUUGUACUUAUUCUGCAAUGUGGUAUAAUAUUUUACAAAAAAUAUUUAUUUUACAAAUUAUAUGUUGAAAAAUAAGAUUACUUUAAAAUAAAUAUAAUACUGUGAAAAAUAAAUUUAGCUUUCUGGCUAACUUUCCUUCCACCUCCUCAGUGGACCCCAGAUCGUUCCUUUGUUCCAAUCCCUAAUUCUGUUUGUGGUGAUGUUGAAAUGCUUGAUUACAAAUGUCACUGCAAACUUCAGCUUUACAGAUGCCAUGUCUGCUCUGCCUGCUUCCCUUUUCAGAGGAAAAUAUUUAUAUUAAGACACACAGUCAUCUUGAAUGUUGACAUUUGGACUCUGCUGUUGCAAUUGCUUCUCACGUGUGGCGUGCAUGGUCGUGUAUUCUGUGUCUGUGCGUUCCUCAAGCAUCUCUUGUGCGUCUGUGUGCGUUGGUGUGUGCAGGUGUACGACGGCCGCUUAUGUUCCAUCUGCGUGUGCCGCUGAUGAGUAAAGCCAUGAAAUAGAUCCAGCUGGAGAUGCGCGCCGCGCAGCAAAGCCUCCUGGGAAAUCAUCCGCACCGUGUCCACUUCUUUUAGCACCCGGGAGAACUAUCAAUAAUUAAGAGAUUGUUCCGGCCGUUUGGAUCCAUCAGAUGAGCUCAACGAGAUGAUGGGUGACAGUAGGGAAAGUAUAUAAGCUCCUUUACCCCCUGAUUUAUUUGCCUAAAAUCAUCUUAAUGGGAACGUUAAAGAAAAUACAUCAGGGACGUGAGACAUUUCUGCCCAGCAACAGAAGAGUGUUUUAAUGCUAAGAUACAAGAUAAAGAACCUUACAUUAAUGCAUGGCCAACAUGGUGGAAAGUUGAAUGUGGAAUCUGUCCUCUGAUGAUUGGCUGCCUGAUGCCUGCUGGAUUAAAAACACACUAAGGGGGGAGAGAGUGGGAGAGUAACCAAAGGGGGGGUCGGAUAAAGAGGAGCAUCCCGCCUGCGGCAGACGGCAAACUAAAAGUGAAAUCUCAGCAUCAUGACCGGGAAGGACGGCGCUGUGCUUUCAGACACCGAGAACAAACAGACACCCACCGGUCACGUAGGACCCCAGCAGCCGCCCCCUGCGUGGAAGAUGGCCCCCACUGGGCACCGGCGCACCGGCUUCGGCAUCCAGGAGCUGCUUGGCCUGAAUAAGGAUCCACCACCACCGAUGACGACCACGACGCCGCCAGCUGCUACCACACCGAGGCGGCCGCUGGAGGCCUUGCCCCACAGGGCUCACGUCCUGGCCGCCAGGUCGGCCCUCGGGCACGGCGCUCUGGGUGUGGGCCUGCUCGGGCCCGAAGGCAUCCACUCGUUCUACAGCCAGCCCGCCUUCCUGGAGGUGCUGUCCGAGGCGCAGAAUGUGCACCUGCAGCCGCUGCAUCGGACCUCGCAUUUGGACGCGCACACCUCGGCCACCUCGGAUUCUGAUGACAUGAGUCUAUCCCCUGGCGAUAAAAAGUUCUCAAAAUCAUCUUUGAGCCAGAGCAAGAAAAGAAAGAAAAGACGACACAGGACUAUUUUCACCUCCUAUCAGCUGGAGGAGCUGGAGAAAGCCUUCAAUGAGGCUCACUAUCCAGAUGUGUACGCCAGAGAGAUGCUCUCCAUGAAGACAGAGUUGCCAGAGGACAGAAUACAGGUGUGGUUCCAGAACCGUAGGGCCAAGUGGCGGAAGCGGGAGAAGUGCUGGGGCCGCAGCAGCGUGAUGGCGGAGUACGGCCUGUACGGCGCCAUGGUCCGGCACUCCAUCCCUCUGCCAGAGUCCAUCCUGAAGUCUGCCAAGGAGGGCGUCACGGAGUCGUAUGCCCCGUGGUUAUUAGGUAUGCACAAGAAGUCUGUGGAAACGUCACACGGACCUGCAGAUAAAAACACAUUGACGCCGCCGCCUACACAGGAGAAGGCGGCAUUGGUGUCGGCGGCAGAGGAAAAGGAGCGGACAAACAAUGACACGUCGCCCAUCACAAAGGAUGAACUGCGGGUGAACAGUAUCGCCACACUGCGAGCCAAGGCGCAGGAGCACAGCGCCAAGAUGCUCGGGACGCGCGCGCGCAAAGGGGAAGAGGAAGACGGGUCGACAGAGGAUGAAGCGGCGGACAUGGAUGACUGAGAACACUUCUUAACUGCUUGAAAGGGGUCAUGCAGGUUUAAGAAGUGAAAUACUAUAUUUAAUGUCUGAUAUUCUAAGCCAGCCCUUCGCUGCAACAAAGAAUCUGGCUGCCUCCUGUUAGAAAUGCUCCACGGGGGUAUAAGCCAGAGCUAGUUUUGACCUUUGACCUCCACGUGACUUCUGCUCAUCUCAUUAAGCACAGUAGGAAGCCCUGUCACUGCGCAAUACAUACCCGCAACGCAAUCGGUUCAGCUGGGUCCUGCACAUGUGCAAAACGCGUCUACAUCCGAUCAGCGUAUUUUUCGGCAGUCACAUGUUAGGCAUCUGUUUUACGACAGCAAGCAAUAUAUGUCCCCCUCCUCGCCCAAAAACGUUAUUAAGAUAGAAAUUUGAGAAAUAACAUAAUUAAUCUCUUUUUUUUUUGGUUCCAUAAAUUAUUAGAUUUUUUUUCACCACAAAAAAUGCAAACAAAAGCAUUUUCUAGGAAGAUAUGUAUGGAUGGAUGGUGUUUCCCCGUCUAGACAAAAAAACUGAAAAAACUGAAUGUCUAGAUUAAUUCAUCAUCGCACUCUACUUAUGGUCGUUUACAUUGAAAUAUAAACUGCAUUCUAUGUGUUUUAUUCUAUUUAUGUAUGUUACACGUAACCGGAUAUGACGUUCACGUCUGCGCUAGUGCAUUGCGUAAGUUUUUACGUAGCUCAGUCUUGGAUGUCAUAAGACGAUAGAAACAUCCCCACGCUAAAAAAAGUAUUUUAACAAGAGUCACUUAUAAAAUAACCUCCCAACAUAUUACAUAUAUGAAGUAUGGUUAUUGACCAUUUAUGUUCAUACACUUAAAAAAUAACAACAGCACGUGACGUCGCAGAAGCGCUGUCGUAAAAAUGAGCUAGAGCACAUGUCAAACCGAGACGCUGCAGGUUUUCUCUCCAACCAGUUUCUUCAGCAGGUGAUUUAAUUGAUGAGCUCCUUCCCUCAAACUGAAGGUGUUGAUUAUUAAAAUCACCUGCUUUAGUGACUGGCUGGAAAGAAAACCUGCAGUGUCUCGGCCCUCCAUGGCAAGAGUUUGACACCCCCAUUUGCGUUCCGGGUACGUACUGCGCAGUGACAAGCCCCAGCAGCCCCUUUUAAUGUGACCACGUGUGUACAUACUUGAUGAACUGUAUAAUAGUUGGAUUAUCUGUGUUUGUCUUUGUAUAUA
This is a messenger RNA of Dunckerocampus dactyliophorus (ringed pipefish), 5397 nucleotides long. Its product is annotated as visual system homeobox 2-like. The record is from RefSeq and is a predicted model, not a curated record. Bases 3087 to 4199 code for a protein of 370 amino acids. Gene Ontology annotation, biological process: regulation of transcription by RNA polymerase II. Gene Ontology annotation, cellular component: nucleus. The transcript has 7 exons. NCBI's taxonomy places the organism in Eukaryota, Metazoa, Chordata, Actinopteri, Syngnathiformes, Syngnathidae. Gene Ontology annotation, molecular function: DNA-binding transcription factor activity, RNA polymerase II-specific; sequence-specific double-stranded DNA binding.